UCUAUCUUUAUCCUUUUUGUUGAGACUCUUUCUUUCUACUUUCCUCUCCUCCUUUAAAAAACCACAUUCUGAUCCAUUCUGCAUCAAACUUUGGCUUCUCCUCCUUUCUCUCUCUUCACACUUCAAUGGAUAUUCUUUCUUGAAUUCUCAUCUGGGUUCAUUCCCUUUUUCAUGCUUUGACUGAAUCUUCACACUUUCAAGUAGUUGGUUGUGUGGUGGUACCUGAUAAAACUUAAAAAAUCUCUUCCCUUUUUGUGUCAGAACCAUGGGUUGUUGUCUGAGUAAAAAAGGGUCAGAGCCAGAAGAACACAUUGGUUACAGACAUGUUGCUGGUGCUGGAGGUGCUGGUGUGUACAACAAUCACAAGAGCCAUGAACCCUUUGCCACCCAAACCAAACCCCCUCCUCACCAACCUUACCAAUUACCUGAGAAACAUGCUCCUCCUCAGGCACCUUGGAGGCCUCCACCAAGCCCAAAACAUGUCCACAACCAUGACACAAUCACUGGGAAGCCAUUUGAGGAUGUUAAGCAGCACUACACACUUGGGAAGGAAUUGGGGAGAGGCCAAUUUGGGGUGACUUAUCUCUGCACUGAGAAUUCAACUGGCCUGCAGUAUGCCUGCAAGUCCAUUUCAAGGAGGAAGCUUGUGAGCAGAGCUGACAAGGAGGACAUGAAGAGGGAGAUUCAAAUCAUGCAGCAUUUGAGUGGACAGUCCAACAUUGUGGAGUUCAAAGGCGCUUUUGAGGAUAAACAAUCAGUUCAUGUGGUUAUGGAGCUGUGUGCUGGUGGUGAACUUUUUGACAGGAUUAUUGCCAAGGGCCACUACAGUGAAAGGGCUGCUGCUUCGAUAUGUAGACAGAUUGUUAAGGUUGUUAACACCUGCCAUUUUAUGGGUGUCAUUCAUAGGGAUCUCAAGCCAGAGAAUUUCUUGCUAUCUAGUAAGGAUGACAAGGGACUUCUCAAGGCCACAGAUUUUGGCUUGUCAGUUUUCAUUGAAGAAGGAAAGGUGUAUCGAAAUAUAGUUGGCAGUGCUUACUAUGUUGCUCCAGAAGUUCUACGUCGUAGCUAUGGGAAGGAAGCAGAUAUAUGGAGUGCAGGAGUUAUAUUGUAUAUCUUACUUAGCGGUGUACCACCAUUUUGGGCAGAGACGGAAAAGGGAAUAUUUGAUGCCAUAUUGCAAGGUCAUAUUGAUUUUGAAAGUAGUCCAUGGCCAAGCAUAUCAAACAGUGCUAAAGACCUUGUUCGCAAAAUGCUUAUAAAGGAUCCAAAGAAACGCAUUACUGCUUCUCAGGUUCUAGAGCACCCAUGGCUUAAAGAAGGUGGAAAUGCUUCUGACAAGCCAAUAGACAGUGCAGUGCUUUCCAGAAUGAAGCAAUUCAGAGCAAUGAAUAAACUAAAAAAACUAGCCCUCAAGGUCAUUGCUGAAAAUCUUUCUGAAGAAGAGAUCCAAGGCUUGAAGGCAAUGUUCACAAAUAUUGACACUGACAAUAGUGGUACAAUCACCUAUGAGGAACUGAGGGCAGGAUUGCAAAGACUUGGCUCAAAGCUUACUGAAACUGAAGUGCGACAGCUUAUGGAUGCCGCUGAUGUAGAUGGAAAUGGCACAAUUGACUACAUAGAAUUCAUCACUGCUACAAUGCAUAGACACAGGUUAGAAAGAGAUGAGCAUCUUUACAAGGCCUUCCAAUAUUUUGACAAAGAUGGCAGCGGGUAUAUCACAAGAGAUGAACUGGAAAUAGCCAUGAAGGAGUAUGGUAUGGGUGACGAGGCCACAAUCAGGGAAAUUAUAUCUGAAGUUGACACAGAUAAUGAUGGUAGAAUCAACUAUGAAGAAUUUUGUACAAUGAUGAGGAGUGGAACCCAACAACAAGGCAAGCUAUUCUGAUGUCUCUAGAUUGAGUGUCCUGCAGCCAAGACGGGGUGCUUGCUUCAGAGAAAGGCUUCCAAGAGUUAAUAUUUAUCUUAGGCAUGUAAAGCUUGUAGUUUCGAUUUGUUUUGAGUUACAUGCUCCGCGUGACUUGUUGUCAACUCUUAUUUCUCUUUUUGGUUUCCUUUUCACUUUGAAGUUUAUUAUUGAGUCCAAAUGUAAUUUAUUAGGCACACUAAUAAUAAAUGGACUUGCCUAGGGAAGGUGGUUUUACAAGUUAGAUUCUACAGUUUGUUAAAUUGAAAUCUGAUCCGGUAUCCUUUGUUAAGAAUUGGAUUUUCACUGAUGAAAUAUCUAUUGGGUGCCAAAAGGCGAAAUA
This is a messenger RNA of Glycine soja, 2246 nucleotides long. RefSeq names its product calcium-dependent protein kinase 33-like. The transcript has 8 exons. Gene Ontology annotation, cellular component: nucleus; cytoplasm. NCBI's taxonomy places the organism in Eukaryota, Viridiplantae, Streptophyta, Magnoliopsida, Fabales, Fabaceae. Bases 266 to 1885 code for a protein of 539 amino acids. The record is from RefSeq and is a predicted model, not a curated record. Gene Ontology annotation, biological process: peptidyl-serine phosphorylation; protein autophosphorylation; intracellular signal transduction. Gene Ontology annotation, molecular function: ATP binding; calcium/calmodulin-dependent protein kinase activity; calmodulin binding.